Cataglyphis hispanica is the source of this 2442-nucleotide messenger RNA. RefSeq lists its product as uncharacterized. Gene Ontology annotation, molecular function: olfactory receptor activity; odorant binding. Gene Ontology annotation, biological process: detection of chemical stimulus involved in sensory perception of smell; sensory perception of smell. Gene Ontology annotation, cellular component: plasma membrane. Lineage: Eukaryota; Metazoa; Arthropoda; Insecta; Hymenoptera; Formicidae. The record is from RefSeq and is a predicted model, not a curated record. The transcript is spliced from 18 exons.
AUAAAAAAUUAUAUCACACUUGUAUCGCAACUCUCGUGUAAGAUGCACGCGAUAGAAGAGCGCUAUUACAAGAUCAAUCGAAUAAUUCUUAAAAUGCUUGGCUUGUGGCCUUAUCAGCAAUCAUAUUUCACGCUGAUACAUAAAGUGCUAUUUGCCGGUAUUCUUUUGACAUUUAUUCUUGUCCAGUUGCUGGUAUUCAUUACGACUCAAUACAGUUUAAAUAUUUUUCUCAAGAUUUUAUCAAUCGUCUUCCCCACUCUUUUUGGCACUAUAAAAUAUGGCGUUUUUAUCAUUCAAGCAGAUAGUAUCAAGCAAUUAUUAAAGCAAGUCCGAAAUGAUUGGAGAUUGUUAAAAAAUAAAUUGGAAAUUGAUAUUAUAGAGAAAUACGCUUACAACUCCAGACUUUUCACGGUUACUGUAAUGGCAUUCUGUCUAUUAGGCGCAUUUUUAGGCGGAAUAUUUCAACUUCUGCCGGUGAUUCUUGAUGUUAUAAUACCAUUGAACGAAUCACGACACUGUCAACUUAUCGUAAUAACGGAAUACUUUGUUAACCAAGAGAAAUAUAUUUACGCUUUGUUAUUGCAUGAGUUAAUAACCGCUUUCAUAGUAACAAUCGCAAUAUUUGGCACAGGUGCGACAAUUAUAAUGUACAUUUUGCACGCGUGUGCAUUAUUUGAAGUAGCAAGCUAUCGAAUAGAGAACGCGAUUGAGAAAAGUGUAUUAGCAAUCUCUGGUCCUAGAAGAGAAUAUUUACUUCAUCACAGAAUUGUACAUGCGGUUGUUAUACAUCGAAGAGCGAUCGAGUUUGCCGACCUUUUAACAUCUACUUUUGUGGUAUCAUACGCUAUUCUGAUCGUAGUUGGCAUCAGCUCUUUAAGUUUCAAUCUUUUUCAAUUUUUUCAAUUGGCAAUAUUAACGAACAAUAUCAAUGAGACAUCUAUAUUCGUCAUAUUUAUAGUUACUCAUCUCCUAUAUUUGUUCUUCGCUAAUUAUGCUGGACAAGAAAUAACAGAUCAUGGCAUAAAGUUAUUUAAAGCAACUUAUAAUGGACUGUGGUAUGCAGCACCGUUGCAUACGCAAAAAUUGUUACUAUUUAUAAUGCGAAAAGGGACAAUAAAUGUCACUGUAAGUUGUGGCAGCAUAUUUAUUGCGUCCUUGGAAGGUUUCGCUUUGCUUACUAAUACGGCUGUAUCUUAUUUCAUGGUAAUGUAUUCUAUGAAUACAAAGGUCUAUGUCAUAGUUGUAUCGUAACUCUCGUAUAAGAUGCACGCGAUAGAAGAAUAUUAUAGAAAAAUCAAUCGAAUAAUUCUUACGAUUCUUGGCUUAUGGCCUUAUCAACAAUCAUAUUUCGUGGGAAUACAACAAGUAUUUUUUAUCAGUAUUUUUUUAACAUUUAUUUUUGUCCAGUUGCUAUUAUUCGUCACAAUGCAGUACAAUACGAACCUCUUGCUCAAGAUUCUUUCAUUUGUUUUGCCUAUUGUUUUCUGCUGUAUAAAGUAUUGCAUUUUUAUUAUUCAAAGAGACAGUGUGAAACAAAUGCUGAAACAGAACCGAGACGAUUGGAAAUUGGUUAAAGAUAAACUGGAAAUUGGUAUUAUGGAGAAAUACUCUUAUAUCACGAGAUUUUUCGCAAUAAUGCUUAUGGGCUUCUGCUGUUUUGGAAUAAUUCUAUUAACAAUAGUUCAAUCUCUACCGCUAAUUUUUGAUAUUAUAUUACCAUUGAAUGAAUCACGUUCCUGUCGACUUAUAUUCAUCGCGGAAUAUUUUGUCAAUCAAGAAAAAUAUAUAUACACUAUACUGUUACAUCAUAUACUAGCCAUAUCCGUAGCACUAAUCACAAUGUGUAACGUCAGUUUCGUAUUCUUGAUGUAUCUCCUUCACAUAUGUGCGCUGCUUAAUAUCGCAAGUUAUCGUAUAGAGAACGCGAUGGAGUGGAAUAUGUUAACGAUCUCUAGCCCUACAAGAGAAUGUUAUCAGAGAAUUAAACAUGCGGUUACUAUUCAUCGAAGAGCUAUCGAGUUUACUAAAUUUUUCACAUCUGAAUUUACGGUACUAUUUGGUAUUUUGAUCAUAGUUGGCGUCAGCUCUUUAAGUUUAAAUCUUUUACAACUUCUUCAAUUAAAAUCAUUAACGAAUAAUAUCACAGAGACACUGACAUAUACUUUCUUGAUUUGUGUUCAUUUGACUUAUACGUUUGUCGCUAAUUACACAGGACAAAUAGUAACAGAUCAGGGAAUAAAGUUGUUUAGAGCAACUUAUAAUGGAAUGUGGCAUAUGGCACCAUUGCAUACGCAGAAAAUGUUAUUAUUUAUAAUGCAAAAAGGAACGAUAAAUGUCAAUUUAGGGUUCGGUAACAUAUAUACUGCUUCUUUGGAAGGUUUUGCUACGCUCGUGAAUGCGGCAGUAUCCUAUCUUACAGUGAUUUAUUCUACGCAAAAAUAA